AUGCCUCCCAGUUGCCGGGGCUUGGGCACGGGCAUGGGCAUCCAAUUCGAUUUCGUGCUCACGCUCUCAACCGGAAAAGGACUGCUUCAGUCAGACACAUCCUGUUUCUGCGACUCUGAUUGCGCCUGUUUAACAAAAUUCGAUAUAAUACUGGUUGGCCAAUUAGCUCUUCGGUUUUUGUCUGGCGCUUUUCAUUAUUAUUGUUUGUUCGGCGGCGGCGACGGCGGCUCUGCUGAAAAGCCUUUGAAAAAGCGCGCAGCUGAGUUUGGGGGUCGUUAGAAAGUUGGUUGGCGAAAAACAUACAAAAACACCGAAUUAUCCAUAAUCUUUCACUGCAAAUUAGACACUAUUUGUGCCGUUUUAUCCCGGCGAUUAAUCGGUUAUAGAGUGCGUUUUGUUAUAUUUUCAUUAAUAUUUUCUAACGGGAACCGAAAGAAGCGCGGGUGA
Messenger RNA from Drosophila elegans, 447 nucleotides. RefSeq lists its product as uncharacterized. The record is from RefSeq and is a predicted model, not a curated record. NCBI's taxonomy places the organism in Eukaryota, Metazoa, Arthropoda, Insecta, Diptera, Drosophilidae.